UCAGGUCUUUUGGAGAGUGCAAGUCCAUAUUCAUCCGGUAAUGAUGGGGUUUACACUUUCGAGUUUUCCAGGCCCCUGCGCACAUUAGAUCGUCUUAACCAGGAUGUCCAAUUUGUUAUAGGAGAGUCAUACAAGUUUUCGGCAGCAUUUUGGUACCCUGUAAAUGGGAAUCCUUGGACUGGAAGUGGUCAUUAUUCCGUGAACUGUGAUUGGGUAACCUUGGAGAUCAUUCAAGCAGAAAAGGAAUUGCAUGUACCCUCCUCAACACUCUCCUCAAGCGGGGAUUUCAAUCCACUGAAUGUUUUUUCAUUCGUUUUAUCACUUGCAGCUUUUGGCAUCUCCCUUUUUAUUGCUUGGUCAAUUAAGAAAGGAAAAACUGUGGCAUUUACACCAAUAGACCACCUUUAGGAGCAUCGAAGUCAGUGCCAAUGAUAAGGAUUAGUUUUCCAUUUCACAAGUCUUGUAAAUUCAUUCUUGAGGUUUCUCACUGUAAGGGUUCAGUCUGCUCCACAUUGAGUUUAAAAGAUUUUUUCAUACAGAUUUUGUAGAGUGUCUGAUGAUUGAUGGAUAUUCGUCUUCACUAAUGUUUCUGAAGCAGUCCAUGUGUCCAUAGAGAUUGACCAUCUCCCAUGAUAGGAUAAAAUCACAAUUAAUGUGAUUAUUUGUAUGCAUAUCCUUAAUUUUAUUAACUGGUACAGUGAAACAAAACGAGUUUGAUAAUGAAGAUUGCAUUUCAGUGUUCA
Cryptomeria japonica (Japanese cedar) is the source of this 743-nucleotide messenger RNA. RefSeq lists its product as uncharacterized. The transcript is spliced from 2 exons. Lineage: Eukaryota; Viridiplantae; Streptophyta; Pinopsida; Cupressales; Cupressaceae. The record is from RefSeq and is a predicted model, not a curated record. The annotation marks the transcript as partial.